This is a messenger RNA of Striga hermonthica, 621 nucleotides long. NCBI's taxonomy places the organism in Eukaryota, Viridiplantae, Streptophyta, Magnoliopsida, Lamiales, Orobanchaceae. The record is from the annotation of a GenBank genome assembly.
AUGGAGAGAGGGAGUGAAGUAAAAGCUUCUAAAUUCAAGAGGAUUUGUGUGUUUUGUGGGAGCAGCCAAGGCAAGAAAAGUAGCUACAAAGAAGCAGCUAUUGAGCUGGGCAAAGUUUUGGUUUUUAAAAAUAUUGAUUUGGUAUAUGGAGGAGGCAGCAUAGGCUUGAUGGGUUUAAUUUCACAAGCUGUUCAUAAUGGUGGUCGCCAUUUAACCGGUGAAACAAUAGGGGAAGUGAAAGCAGUAGAAGAUAUGCACCAAAGAAAAGCUGAGAUGGCUAAGCAUUCAGAUGCUUUUAUUGCAUUACCAGGAGGCUAUGGAACUCUUGAGGAAUUGCUGGAAGUCAUAACUUGGGCCCAACUCGGUAUCCAUGAUAAACCGGUGGGUUUGCUAAACGUGGAUGGAUUUUACAACUCGUUGCUAUCAUUCAUAGACAAAGCAGUUGAAGAAGGAUUCAUUAAUCCAAAUGCUCGCCACAUAAUAGUAUCUGCCCAAACACCUAAGGAGCUAAUGAUAAAAUUAGAGGAAUAUGAGCCUCGCCAUGAGAGAGUGGCUUCAAAGCUGAGCUGGGAAAUUGAGCAGCAGCUUGGCUAUAGCCAGAAUUUCGAUAUUUCCAGAUAA